Molecule: messenger RNA, 1360 nt
Organism: Purpureocillium takamizusanense
Lineage: Eukaryota; Fungi; Ascomycota; Sordariomycetes; Hypocreales; Ophiocordycipitaceae
Gene: ADK2
Product: Adenylate kinase 2
Exons: 2
Coding region: 154-945 (263 amino acids)
Biological process (GO): nucleobase-containing compound metabolic process
Cellular component (GO): mitochondrion; cytoplasm
Molecular function (GO): ATP binding; AMP kinase activity
Source: RefSeq, a predicted model, not a curated record
CAACGUUCAACACUUUGGACCCGCCAUCGCUUCCUCGACGCAUUGUCUGCCCGCGCAUUGCAUUCUUCCCGCUCACCUCCAAGCGCUCCCAUACAUCGACAUACCGACCUCGUCAUCAGCAGCCGCCGGAGCGAGAUUGGCGCGCCGCAUAGCAUGCAGCUUCGCAAGGCCGCAAGAGUCAUCCUCGUCGGUGCGCCCGGCGUCGGCAAGGGCACCCAGAGCGAGCGCCUGCUCAAGCGCUUCCCCCAGCUCCAGUCCAUCAGCACCGGCGACCUCUUGCGGCACAAUGUCAAGACGCGCACGCCGCUCGGCAUCAUGGCCGAAAACACCAUCAAGACGGGCGGUCUCGUCGCCGACGACCUCAUGCUGCGCCUCAUCUCCGGCGAACUGCGCACCCGCGGCUGGCUGGGCGAUGGCCCCGUCAUGACGCUCGCCUCCGAGGCCACGACGGCGCCCGAGUCGCGCGAGCUCGACGACUUUGGCGCGUGGCCCGUCGCGUCCCACGGCGGCGGCAGCGCGCAGCCCUCCGAAGACCCCUCGGCCUCCUUCAUCCUCGACGGCUAUCCCCGCACCGCCGCGCAAGCCACGACGCUCGACACCAUCAUCCCCAUCAACCUCGCCGUCUCCAUCAAGACGCCCUUCUCCGUCAUCCUCGAGCGCAUCGCCGGCCGCUGGGUCCACGAGCCCUCGGGCCGCGUCUACAACACCACGUUCAACGCCCCGCGGGUGCCGGGGCGCGACGACGUCACCGGCGAGGCCCUCGUCCAGCGGCCCGACGACACCGAGGAGGUCUAUCGCGCGCGCUUCCGCCGCUUCCAGGAGACGAGCGAGCCCCUGCUCGAGCACUACGCCAACAAGGGCGUGCUGCUCGAGGUCGAGGGGCUCAGCAGCGACGAGAUUUCGCCCAAGCUAUACCGCGAGUUUGAGAAGCGUUUCGUCGGGUGACUGGUGCUUUCUUGCUUCAUUUUUGUGUAUGAUCGGGUUCCUACGGCGUCUUGUUCUUGGAUUCGGAGUUGUGGCACGCGGCCCCAGGCCACUGGCGAUGCCCGGCGUUAUUGUCAAUGUCUAUAUUCUUCAUACCCUCUCAAUACGAACUGCGCGACCGACGUUGCCUCGGCUGUCUCGUCUCAAUCCUCGAGUGCUGCCCGUCUAGUGCCGGUGGGCAUCACAUGGUUGACUGCGGAUGCCCCACCCGCACAUGCGGGCUGCGGGGGUUGAUGGCGCCAAAUUGCCGAGCACGAAACGACGGCAGCCAACGAUCCGAAUUCGUGACAGUAGCGAGCUGGGGUUUCCGUCCAUGCAUCCUUUCUGGCCAAGCUCUGCGACGCGAUGGCCGUGGUGCGUUCUCCGGCGAGCCGAG